Messenger RNA from Parasteatoda tepidariorum (common house spider), 728 nucleotides. RefSeq names its product netrin receptor UNC5C. Gene Ontology annotation, cellular component: membrane. The record is from RefSeq and is a predicted model, not a curated record. NCBI's taxonomy places the organism in Eukaryota, Metazoa, Arthropoda, Arachnida, Araneae, Theridiidae. Gene Ontology annotation, molecular function: netrin receptor activity; protein binding. Gene Ontology annotation, biological process: motor neuron axon guidance; netrin-activated signaling pathway.
GAGGUUUUCUUUUGGACCCUCUUCCUACCGAAGACCCUGAACCUUCAACCACUCCUGUUUUUCUAGAAGAGCCUCAAGAUUCUUACGUUAUUCGCAACAAACCAGCAACUUUAUCUUGUAAAGCCAGGCAUGCACUUCAGGUUUAUUUUGAAUGUAAUGGUCGCCUGGCAGAAAACCGACAGCACAGUUCUCAGCAAUAUGUGAAUCCAAUGACAGGUGUGAGGCAAGUGGAAGUGUCAGUGGAUGUAACACGUGGGGAUGUAGAAAAGAUACUCGCUGGAGAUACUUAUAGUUGCUUCUGUUAUGCUUGGUCUUCCACAGGAAGGAUUAAAAGCAGGAAAGCUGUCAUCACUCUUGCUUGUGAGUAAACAUCUCUUAAAAUACAGUUUUUAAGUUAAUUUCAAGCUUUCAUUUUUUUUAUAAAGAAAUGUUUUUAGGCCGGGAAAGCCUGGUGGGUAGGGUGCUAGACUAGUAAAACGGGGAAUGGUACACGUUAAAUGUGUCGGGUCACAAAGUCUUCCAUGUUCUCAUAACAAAUUAUACCUCUAGGGUACUGGAAUGGAAAUUGAUUGCUCUCUGGUUCAGGUUAAAAUUACGAUCUUUGGAUGAAUUAAUGGAUAUAUGAAUGGGUUUACUCUGUAGACGGAUGUGGUAGAAAUCGAAUUCUUGACUAUAGAUGGCGCCACUGGAAAACAAUUGCACUCCCAGUGCCUUAAUGGCCUACUGCA